ACUCCCUAAAACCUGCAAGAACCCCAUUCUACUAAGCCUCAUUCCUCACAGCCACUGCCUCCACUUUUAUUUUGUGGUUUUUUUUGCUCCCCUUUCCCUUUUGUUUUGCUCUUCUGUUCCUGCCCCCUUAAGAUUCCAGGUUCCACUACACAUUCUCUCACUUUUAGCGCACAAAUUCUGAGUUCCCCGUCUUCUGCUUUUAUCUCCUCUUUCUUUCUUUCUCUCUGCUUUUGCUUCAUUGUUUUUUGGCGCUCCCUUUCCCCUUUGCUUUUUGUGUGAAGAUGGGUAUUGCUGUGCUUCUGGUUUUGGCCAUGGCAACCUGUUCAGUGAUGGUGGAAGGUGGCACAUGGUGUGUGGGGAAGAGCAACGUGGACCAGAAGGCGUUGCAGAAGUCGCUGGACUACGCAUGUGGGGCGGGUGCUGACUGCCGCCCCAUCGUGUCGAGUGGGGCUUGCUACAACCCAGACACCGUCCUCGCCCACGCCUCCUACGCCAUGAACAGCUACUUCCAGAAGCUUGGCCAGGCCCAGGGAGCCUGCGACUUCUCCGGCACUGCCACCCUCACCACUACAGACCCAAGUUAUGGUUCCUGUGUGUAUCCUUCCUCAUCCAGCGCUGCUGGGACGCCGCUGACGCCCACCACCACCACCACCACCAGCGGCAACACGCCCACCACCACCACCACCACCAGCGGCAACACGCCCACCACCACCAUCCCAGGCCUUGGCCCGUCGAGCAACAUCAACGAUUUCAACUCUGCCGUUGCCGGCUGCACCUUCGACCUUUCUCUCCUCCUGACCAGCUUGCUCUUCUUGGUCUCAGCAUUAUUAUUCUAAUGGCUGUCAUUAUAAAAGAGAGAGAGAGAGAGAGAGAGGUAGCUAAAACUGAAGGACUGUGAGGCCCUGUCGGUGGGAAGGAGGAGGGGAGGACUGGCCCCCAUGGUGCUGGAAGUGUUUAGUGCUGUGGACAAAGGGAAAGAGCAGAAGCAUCCAACAAAGCAUUCUAUACAUUGAGGUCCUGUCUCUUUUUUAGGUUUCUCUGCCUUUUUUCUUUCUGGCUUUUUUUUUUUUUUGGGUUCUUGUUGGGAGAGCAGAGGGAAAGGGUUUCUGAUUCCUUUGGGAAUCUUUUGGGAAUGGCGGACGAGGAGGAUGAAGAAGACGAUGUGGCCUGUGGGGGAAGAAUGGCUAGCUAGUGUUGUUGGAUGUGGCCUGUGGGGGAAGAAUGGCUAGCUAGUGUUGUUGGGUGGUGGGGGCAGAUGUGAAACGUAGUACGGCUGUCUAUGCGUUUUUCUGUUUAAUUUUUGUAUAUGUAAUAGGCAGGAUGAAACUCUUAAUCUUUCUUCUUACCUUUUUUGAUCGGAAAAAUGAGAUAUGGCCACAUUUUUAACCA
This is a messenger RNA of Nymphaea colorata (pocket water lily), 1389 nucleotides long. RefSeq names its product PLASMODESMATA CALLOSE-BINDING PROTEIN 3-like. Bases 282 to 836 code for a protein of 184 amino acids. The record is from RefSeq and is a predicted model, not a curated record. NCBI's taxonomy places the organism in Eukaryota, Viridiplantae, Streptophyta, Magnoliopsida, Nymphaeales, Nymphaeaceae. The transcript is spliced from 4 exons.